This is a messenger RNA of Manis pentadactyla (Chinese pangolin), 2368 nucleotides long. It is a transcript of the gene ZYG11A, whose product is annotated as zyg-11 family member A, cell cycle regulator. The transcript has 14 exons. The record is from RefSeq and is a predicted model, not a curated record. NCBI's taxonomy places the organism in Eukaryota, Metazoa, Chordata, Mammalia, Pholidota, Manidae. Gene Ontology annotation, cellular component: Cul2-RING ubiquitin ligase complex.
CGGUGGACGCCACCUCUUGAGGGAUCCGGGUCUUGCUCGGCGCCUGCUCUCCCCUCGACAGCCCGCUCGGAAAGUCGUCAUGGUUCACUUCUUGCACCCCGGCCUCUCGCCCCGGGCCAUCGUGCCUCCCGACCCUCAGAAGGAUGCCCUGGGGUGCUCCGUGGUGCAGGAGGAGGCAUCUCCCUACUCUUUAGUCAACAUCUGCCUGAAUGUCCUGAUUGCUAAUCUUGAAAAAGUGUGUUCUGAAAGGUCUGAUGGAACACUGUGCCUCCCGGAGCAUUGGCGUUUCCCUCAGGAGGUAGCCGAUCGAUUCCUUGGGGUGAUGACUUGGCAAGGCAAGUUGACUGAUAGAACAGCGAGCAUUUUCCAAAGCAACCAGAUGAAACUGAAGCUGGUCAAUAUCCAAAAAGCUAAAAUCUCUACAGCUGCAUUCAUAAAAGCCUUCUGCCAUCACAAAAUCAUUGAACUGGAUGCUACUGCGGUGCACACUGACCUCUCAAUCGCAGACAUCAUAAGUGGACUCUGCAGCAAUAGCUGGAUCCAGCAAAAUCUCCAGUGUCUCCUUUUGGACUCUACAAGCAUCCCUCGAGAUUCAAGGCUGCUGUUCUUCAGUCAGCUUACUGGUCUUCGCAUUUUAAGUGUUUUCAAUGUUUGUUUUCAUAGUGAAGACCUAGCUAAUGUUUCUCAGUUACCCAAACUGGAAAGCUUGGAUAUCUCCAAUACUCUGGUCACUGACAUCUCUGCCCUCCUUACCUGUAAAGAGCGUCUCAAGUCUCUCACAAUGCACUAUCUGAAAUGCCUGACCAUGACCAAACCACAGGUUCUUGCAGUCAUUAGAGAACUUAAAUGUCUGCUUCACCUUGAUAUCUCUGAUCACAGGCAACUCAAAUCAGAUCUAGCUUUUCAUUUGCUACAGCAGAAGGAUAUUCUGCCUAAUGUUGUGUCACUGGACAUUUCGGGGGGCAAUUGCAUCACCGAUGGUGCUGUAGAAUUGUUCAUACGACGGCGGCCUGCGAUGAAGUUUGUGGGGCUGUUGGCUACGGAUGCUGGUUAUUCUGACUUCUUUCCUACAAAGCAAGGCUUGAGGGUUGCUGGAGGAGCCAAUAUGAGUCAGAUUUCAGAAGCACUGAGCAGAUACCAGAAUAGGUUAUGUUUUAUGAAGGAAGCCCUCUGCCGGCUUUUCACAGAGACGUUUUCAGUGCAGGUAACCAUGCCUGCUCUUUUAAAGCUUGUGGCUGUAGGAAUGAGGAAUCAUCCUUUGGAUUUGCCAGUGCAGUUCACAGCCAGUGCUUGCACCCUCAACUUAACACGCCAGGGCCUGGCCAGGGGGAUGCCCAUCCGUCUGUUGUCAGAGGUUACAUGUCUGCUUUUCAAGGCUCUGAAAAAUUUCCCCCAUUACCAGCAGUUACAGAAGAAUUGUCUUCUCUUCUUAACCAAUUCCAGGAUUCUUGUGGAUGUUCCAUUUGACAGAUUUGAUGCUGCCAAGUUUGUCAUGCGAUGGCUCUGUAAGCAUGAAAACCCAAAGAUGCAAACAAUGGCAGUAAGCAUCACCUCAAUUCUAGCCCUGCAGCUUUCACCUGAGCAAACUGCAGACCUUAAAGAAGAGCUCUUCAUGGCAGUUAAGGAACUUCUAGCAAUAGUGAAACAAAAGACUACUGAGAAUUCAGAUGAUGUCACCCUCUUAUUUACUUUGAAAGCACUUUGGAAUCUUACAGAUGAGUCUCCAACUGCCUGCAAGCACUUUAUUGAAAGUCAAGGAGUGACAAUCUUCAUCCAAGUCUUGGAGACUUUUUCAGAGUCAACAAUACAAAGCAAAGUACUUGGUCUUUUGAACAACAUAGCUGAAGUCAGAGAACUCUCUUCCAAGCUGGUGACUGAAGAUGUGGUGAAGCAUAUCAGCACCUUGCUGCACAGCAAACAAAUGGAAGUCAGUUACUUUGCUGCAGGCAUCAUAGCCCACCUGACAUCUGACAGACAGUCCUGGGUAUCCCACAACCUUCAGAGGAGUACUCUUCUCCAGGAUCUGUAUGCAACCAUCCAGAAUUGGCCAAGUUUGAGCUGUAAGAUGACAGCACUGGUGACCUACAGAUCCUUCAAGGCAUUUUUCCCACUCCUUGGCAACUUCUCCCAGCCGGAGGUCCAGCUCUGGGCACUGUGGGCAAUGUAUCAUGUCUGCAGUAAAAACCCCAGUAAAUACUGCAAAAUGUUAGUUGAAGAAGGAGGAUUGCAGCUUGUGCGUGACAUCCAGGAGCGCAGUGAAGCAGAGCCCCACACACAACAGAUUGCAGCCUCCAUUCUGGCAGACUUCAAAAUGCACUUCAUGAAUUACCAGAGACUCUCUCUGUGUUGACUGCCAUUCUUAACCUAA